Molecule: messenger RNA, 643 nt
Organism: Salarias fasciatus (jewelled blenny)
Lineage: Eukaryota; Metazoa; Chordata; Actinopteri; Blenniiformes; Blenniidae
Product: saxitoxin and tetrodotoxin-binding protein 2-like
Exons: 6
Coding region: 44-610 (188 amino acids)
Source: RefSeq, a predicted model, not a curated record
UGAAUCAGCGUUAAACGUCCUCAGCGACAUCGUCAGUCCCACCAUGGAUCUGCCGGCUCUCCUCGUUUUCUUGACCCUCGCUUCUCUCGGCGCCGCAUCGGCCCCCGACUGCCACGACCUGGUCAAACCCUUCAUGCCCGACGAUCCCAAGCAGGUGUUUGGAAAAUGGGUGUAUGUGUUGGGCGCCGGCGACCCGAAGCAGUACCACGACGCCCUGGGGUCCCUGAAGAGCUCCUGGAUAGAUCUGUGCCCCACGUCCGACAACCUAACCCUGACGCUGCGAUGGGGAGAUUACUGCUUUGAGCGCUGCAUCUCCGGGGAGGUAAACGCAACGAUCUCAGGACUCGCCACCACGUUUCGCAAGAACCUGUCGGACCACAAAGGACAUAUCCUGCAGACGUGUCCUGACUGCCUGCUGUGGACGGACACUUUUCGGAACGGGGACGUCACCGGUCGAUACAUCCUGCUGUUCACCAGGACUGGAAAAAUAGAUGCUAAAGAGGUUGAGAUGUUCAAAAAGCAGGCAGUGUGUCUGAAGUUCUCCGAGGACUUCCACAGCUACGAUGGCAAAACCGAGUUGUGUCUUGAUGACAAAGAGACUUCAGAGUGAGCAGUGGGGAAAAAGAAAUAACAAGGGACAUCC